This is a messenger RNA of Vespa velutina, 2961 nucleotides long. Its product is annotated as pyrokinin-1 receptor-like. The record is from RefSeq and is a predicted model, not a curated record. Lineage: Eukaryota; Metazoa; Arthropoda; Insecta; Hymenoptera; Vespidae. Gene Ontology annotation, molecular function: neuromedin U receptor activity. Gene Ontology annotation, cellular component: plasma membrane. Gene Ontology annotation, biological process: neuropeptide signaling pathway. The coding region runs from base 761 to 2437 and encodes 558 amino acids. The transcript is spliced from 4 exons.
UGUGGAGAGUUAUUGUAAACACAAAAAAGAAAAAAUAAAAGAGAGUAGACAACAAUGGCAACGACGAAAUUCAAUUUAUUUAGAAUAAAGGAAAAGUCGAUUCGUGAGGACGACGGCCUGAACGGAUGGUCAGAGACGACGCAGAGAGUGCCGGCCGGUUUCUUCCUCUUCGCGGCUGUUUCGCAUCGCAGUCGCGAUUCGUGCGGCAACCGUGACGGCUCGUGUGCGAUAAAACGGUCAUAGUUUUUCCUCUCUUUCUCUUAUUUCUACGCGUAUCCCUUCGAGAAUCACGUGUGUACGAAAUCAAAUUGUAAAAAAGAAGAAGAAGAAAGGAGAAGAGGAAGAAGAUUACGUGGAUAUCAAAAUCAAUUCGAACGCAAAUAAGUUAAAUUCUUUUUUUUUUCGUACCUGUCCUACGUAUAUUUGACGAUUACGUGUGUGCAAGAUCAAUUAAAAGGAAAUAGAAGAAAAAUAACAGAGGAAUCCUCUCAGUUUUUAUAUGAUCUUAAACGAUUAAAUUCCAUUUAUUUUGCAGAAAAAUUAUGUUUGACUUCACAAUUGAAUGAAAUAAUGAGUGAAAUUAAACGUUCCACGUAAUCUACUUAAAAUUUUCAUAAAAAAGAAAAAAAGAAAGAAAGGGGAAAAAAAAGAAAGCGGAGAGAAAAAAAACAAUCAAAGAAUGUUCUUGAAAGAGAAACUAGAAAGAAAAAGGAAUUCGAUUUUAAUGGUAUGAUAGCCAAUAGAAACGAGAGAAAUAACGAUGGAGAGUACUCUGUCAGCGAAUUUAAUAGAGCCAACGAGUUCGGUUUACUCGACGCUGAAAGAAAAUAUUCUUCCGCAAUUGAAUGGUGAAUCGUGUUAUCAUAAUCAUACGACUUCAACGAUACUAACCGAAGAGAAUUAUUCGAUGGUAGCUCGAAGGGAUUCUUUAUACAUAGUGAUACCUGUCACGAUAAUCUAUGCAUCAAUAUUCAUUACUGGUACGAUCGGUAAUAUAAGUACAUGUAUAGUGAUUGCACGCAACAAGUCGAUGCACACAGCAACGAAUUAUUAUCUCUUUAGUUUAGCCGUAUCGGACUUGUUGCUUCUAAUAUCGGGUUUACCUGCUGAAAUUUAUUUGGUAUGGUGCAAGUAUUCCUAUAUUUUUGGCGAAGGAUUUUGUGUUAUACGUGGCUUGGCCGCAGAAACAUCGACAAAUGCCUCUGUAUUAACUAUCACGGCAUUCACCGUCGAAAGAUACGUUGCUAUUUGUCAUCCAUUUCUAUCACAGACUAUGUCAAAGUUAUCACGUGCUGUUAAAUUAAUCCUCGUAAUUUGGUUGGUUGCAUUAUCCUUUGCAUUACCUCAAGCCCUACAAUUUGGUGUCGUUCGUCAUGGAUCAAAACAAGAGAUAGUUAUGUGUACGGUGAAACGAAUUAUAAUAAAACAUUCCUUCGAGAUGUCGACUUUCCUCUUCUUUAUCGUACCCAUGAGUCUUAUCACUGUUCUAUAUAUUCUUAUUGGUCUCAAGUUAAGAAAAUCGAACAUGAUGAGAAGAAAACCUGGAAAUGGAGAGUCACAAAGAAGCUGCAGGCAUUAUCCUGGGAAAAAUUCCAGGAAAGUUCUUAAGAUGCUCGUUGCUGUUGUCGUCGCAUUCUUCAUCUGCUGGGCGCCAUUUCACGUUCAACGAUUGAUCGCCAUUUAUGGUACCAACAGCGAGGACCAUUUCACAUCUUACAGUAGAUGGAUAGAGUCUCUUUAUCUAUUGAUGACCUACGUGUCUGGAGUCCUGUAUUACGUCUCCACAACUAUCAAUCCGAUUCUUUAUAACAUCAUGUCGAAUAAAUUUCGAACGGCUUUCAUGGAAACGUUAUCGAAGAGCUGCAGGAUGUCUACUCUUAGACAAAAUCAGCGUUUUUACUCGAAUCUAUCCCGUUCGCAACAAAGGACAAUAGGUUCUAAAAUAGCAACAACAACGGGAACAGGCAUGGUGCAGGAUAGUACCGAGUGUUCUGGAAAUUCGGCACGGGAUGAUAGUCCACGUCGUUCUUUUCAAUCAUCGGCCAUCUUAGAAAAGCCAUUGGAACAAACAACGGAGUUGUACGUGAACGAGAAGACGAAACGAGAAACGAAAAAUUCGAAAAUGAUUAGAAUAGAAGAAAAAUGUUCUUCCUCUGAGAAUAAAUCGUACGAUGAUCGAUCUAAUAGCGAACUUAGACGAUCUGAAUCAACGAGAUAUACAAUUCUUAAGGUCACAAAAGUCGAUGGUCCAGAAAACAAAUGGCGACGUUUUUUUAAAUGGCUGCCUGGUUUGAAACAUUUAAAAUUUACACGUCGAAGGUCAAAUUAUUCAUUGUCACGUGACGACAACGCAUCGAAUGUUCACAAUGACAAUCACCAGUGCGAAUUUUCAAUGACGUUGUGGAAUAUACACGAGGGCAACGAGCAAGGAUCGUAGAAUGUAAAUACGCGUUCAAUAAAAAUUCACAUUCAUUUCCCGACUACAAAUUCUCAAUACGUAUAGAACAUUAAUAAUGAAACCCUGCAAAUAAAUAUCUCUAUAAUUUUGUUCUCUAAAAGAAGACUUGAGAAAAAUAAUAAACUUCAAUCGGUAUAAUGUCAAUUUUAAAUCUAAUAAUAAUAAUAAUAAUAUAAUUAAAAUCACUGAUAAUAAAUUAAUCUUGCGAAUGUUUUCUAAAGAAAUUCUGUAAAAGCAAAAAUUCUUGGAAUGACAAUUACUCGCUGUGAUAGUUAGAAAAUACGUGAUAAAGAUUUAUCAUUAGGUGUAGGAAUAUAAUAUAAAGAUAAAAAUGAAACAAUAUCUUAUCGAAAAGAUUAUUAACGCUAAUUAAUAACAUUUGAGAUAUGAUUUGUAAUGAACUUUAGUUUCAAUAUUCAAUAAUUGCGUCAUCGUUCUAAAGAUUGAGCAUUCUCGAACUAUGAACACGAAAUUAUAAUAAGUUUUUUUUUUUUAAUAGCUAA